AAGUGGUGUAUGCAAAUUUUGAAUUUCACUUCAUUAAUUGUCAGUUAGUGACACUUUUCAAAACAAUUAAAAUUUAAUUUUCAAAGAAAAUUAAACUCAAAAUUGUAUCAGUGAAUAUUUUAAAUUAUUUUGAAACAUGUCUUAUCAAAUAAAAUCAACACCGUAUUUUCAAAGAAUUAUCUCGGCAAGUAAGAAGAAUGGCCAAUUGCAACAAUUGAAGGAAGAAUAUGAACGUAUUAAGGAUUUCGAUGAAAAGGCCAUUGAGAAGAAAAUGCGUCAGGUUCGUCUUAAAAGAUUAUUCAAAGAAAUUGAAGAUCUGAAACAGGCAAAUCGCAGUAGAAGGAAGCGCUCAGUUGUUACGGAUGAAGCAACAACAAUGAUUCCCAAUGAUCCACGUGUGGAAAACGUAAUAAAGGGCCGGAAAUUGGGUGAAUACUAUUCACAACUUAAUGGUUAUGAUGAGGUGCCAACCACAAGCAAAAUGCCAGCUAUAGAGCCAUCCGUGGCUCUGAGAAUCGGUUUACUGUCGAAGAAACAAAUACAAGAACGUUCACGUCAAAGAGAAGAAAAAAUGAAAGCCAAGGUUAACGAUCGCAUCAACUAUGGCAAUCGAAUAUCCAAUUGGAAUAUGCAUAAAAUGUUGCAGCGAAAAUUGCAUCACGAAGUUUCGGAAGGCAUAAAGCAAACAUUCUGUGCUGUGGUUAAGGGAAAUAAAUCAUUUAGUCGUCAAGAUUCCAAUAUGGCCAGUGAAACUUCUUCUGUGGAUGGCAAAGAACGUUUGAAAACUCGCAUCGAUUUUGGCAACUAUUUAUCUCAAAAAAAUCGGUUAGUGGUAAUGAAAAGAAAUUGGAAAAAAUCUCGAGAACCUAAGGAAAGUAGUAAACAAGACAACACUCAUAGUUCCAGUUUAAUUGUAAUUGAUUCAUCUAAACAUUCGCAUGGGGUGGGAGAGGAACUUUCAUAUAAAAGUGCCACUGGAAUAUCGGAUGCAGUUAAUUGGGAGAGGCGAAAAAAGGCCCAGGAAAAUUGGCAUAAAUUGACGUUCCUAAUACUUUGUCGAAAAGCUCUAAUUGGAAAUUGUACGGAGGGAUUGGCCUUUAAACUUCGUUGCAUAUCUAAUGAUACCAACAUUAGGCAAAACGAUUUUGUAUUGCAAAGAAAUUCAUCGUUGGAAACAUGUGACACUGAGGAAGAAUGUCGGGAAAUUCUAAGGAAUAAACAAAAUCUCUUUCAUAGAGAAUCUAUCAACAUUGCCAACAAAAUACAAAAUAAAUUGUCAUUGCCAUCUGUGCCCAUAUUAAAUACCAACAAGCCACACCAUCUCAGUUUGAAGCCCAUUCCUAAUGCGCCCACUUCAAAUUUGUCAAGAGAUCAACAAAUCCAAAGUUUAAUAGAAAAUUAUGCUCCCAUUUCCAUGGAAGUGGUUAAAAAGGAAGUAAUCGAAGGUGUGCAAAAAUUACGUGAAAUUUUCGAACAUCAAAGAUCCUAGAACGAGAGAAAAUUAAAUCACUAAUUUUAAAUCUCUUUUAGAUAAUUUUGAGAUUUUUCUGGAAUGUUUUGAGAUUGUUCAUAAAUAAAGUUUGAAGAAUUUGCCAAUAGAAAUUUAAGCACA
This is a messenger RNA of Musca domestica (house fly), 1612 nucleotides long. RefSeq lists its product as uncharacterized. NCBI's taxonomy places the organism in Eukaryota, Metazoa, Arthropoda, Insecta, Diptera, Muscidae. Bases 137 to 1489 code for a protein of 450 amino acids. The record is from RefSeq and is a predicted model, not a curated record. The transcript has a single exon.